This is a messenger RNA of Dromiciops gliroides (monito del monte), 4550 nucleotides long. RefSeq names its product potassium inwardly rectifying channel subfamily J member 9 (gene KCNJ9). Bases 396 to 1637 code for a protein of 413 amino acids. Gene Ontology annotation, molecular function: G-protein activated inward rectifier potassium channel activity. Gene Ontology annotation, cellular component: plasma membrane. The transcript has 4 exons. Lineage: Eukaryota; Metazoa; Chordata; Mammalia; Microbiotheria; Microbiotheriidae. The record is from RefSeq and is a predicted model, not a curated record. Gene Ontology annotation, biological process: regulation of monoatomic ion transmembrane transport; potassium ion import across plasma membrane.
AGGGGAGCCUGGGAAGUUAGGAUGACACAGAUAGCAAGUCCUGGUCGGAGCUGCCGCUAAAUUUAGGAAAAACAGUGGUGUCCUCGACUUCCAAUCUCCUGGGGGGGCAGCCCUGGGGGGGAGGUGUCAGGGGCAUGGACGCCACCCCCCGGGGGGCCCUGCUGCUAUCUCCUCUGCUCCCCAUGCACUGACACUAUUCGAGGUGUUGGGAAUACAAAGACAAAAAAUGAUCAGUCUUUGUCCUCAAGGAUCCCACUCUUAGAGCUGGAAGGGACUUUGAAGAUCAUCUUAGUCAAACCCACCGUUUGACAGCUGAGGAGCCUGAGGCCCAGAGAGGUGAAGCCAGUGUCACCUUGCCCAAGGUGACAGAGCCUCCGAGGGGCGUCGCUGCUGACAUGGCCCAGGAAAACUCGGCCUUCUCCCCUGGGCCCGAGGAGCCCCCCGCGGGUCUCCCCCGCGCCCUGGCGGCGCGCGCCGAGCCCCGCGAGCCCCCGGAGCGGCCGCCCCGACGGGGCCGCCAGCGCUACGUGGAGAAGGACGGCAAGUGCAACGUGCAGCAGGGCAACGUGCGGGAGACGUACCGCUACCUGACGGACAUCUUCACCACGCUGGUGGACCUGCAGUGGCGGCUCAGUCUGCUCUUUUUCGUGCUCGCCUACGCGCUCACCUGGCUCUUUUUCGGCGCCAUCUGGUGGCUAAUCGCCUACGGCCGAGGGGACCUGGAGCAUCUGGAAGACACGACGUGGACGCCGUGCGUGAACAACCUCAACGGCUUCGUGGCCGCCUUCCUCUUCUCCAUCGAAACCGAGACCACCAUCGGCUACGGGCACCGCGUCAUCACGGACCAGUGCCCCGAGGGCAUCGCGCUGCUGCUGCUGCAGGCCAUCCUGGGUUCCAUGGUCAACGCCUUCAUGGUGGGCUGCAUGUUCGUCAAGAUCUCGCAGCCCAACAAGCGCGCCGCCACGCUCGUCUUCUCCUCGCACGCCGUGGUGUCUCUGCGCGACGGGCGCCUGUGCCUCAUGUUCCGCGUGGGCGAUCUGCGCUCGUCUCACAUCGUGGAAGCCUCCAUCCGCGCCAAGCUCAUCCGCUCGCGCCAGACGCUCGAGGGCGAGUUCAUCCCCCUGCAUCAGACCGACCUCAGCGUGGGCUUUGACACGGGCGACGACCGCCUCUUUCUCGUCUCGCCACUGGUCAUCAGCCACGAGAUAGACGCCUCCAGCCCCUUCUGGGAGGCGUCACGCCGCGCCCUCGAGAGGGACGACUUCGAGAUCGUGGUGAUCCUUGAGGGCAUGGUGGAGGCCACUGGGAUGACAUGCCAAGCUAGGAGCUCAUAUCUGGUGGAUGAGGUGCUGUGGGGUCACCGCUUUAUGUCCGUACUGAGCCUGGAGGACGGCUUCUAUGAGGUGGACUAUGCCAGUUUCCAUGAGACCUUCGAGGUACCCACCCCUUCCUGCAGUGCCCGAGAGUUGGCUGAAGCUGCUGCCCGGCUUGAUGCUCAUCUCUACUGGUCCAUCCCCAGCCGGCUGGAUGAGAAGGUGGAGGAGGAAGGGGCGGGAGAGGGGCCGGGCUGGGGGAAUGAAGGAGACAAGGAGAAGAAUGGCCGCUUGCCCCCUCCAGAGAGUGAGUCCAAAGUGUAGCUAUAGCCAGAGGAGGUAGGAUACACCCCUCCCCCACUACCUCCCAAUUCCCAGUGUCAGACAAAUAGCCAGGAUCAAGACAGACGGGAAGAAUGGUCACAGAGAGGCCCAGGCAUAAAAGAGAAAAAGACUUAAGUAUCUAGAAAGGUGUUGAAAUUCAGUGAGCCCCUUUAGAAUUUCAAGUCUAAGAUCCACUCUGGGGAGAGAGUGCUAGUGCAGGUGUUGGGGAGGGGGUGAUUAAGAAUGCAUUUGCCAUGGAGAUAGAGUGAGUGGAAUAGGGGUCAUGGACCAUUGCAUUUAUAUUUCUAAUUAUCUGUUUAAAGAUGGACACACAUUUGAGUCACCGAGGGUCAGAUCAGUAUUUGGGUGAGAGGGCAGGGGGAGAGAGAAAUAAUCUAAUGAGAAAAUAACUAGAUGGGGAAUUGGGAUUUUUAUGAGAAGAUGGGUAGAGAAAUGGAUGAAGUGAUAAAAUUAGGAUUAGAUUGGAUUAAGUUGUUGAGUGGAUGGGGAUAGGGAAUUGUAUGGGAAGCUGAGAGGGUGGAUGGAUUGAUCGAAGGACAGAGACAGAAAUACAUGGACAUUAGUUGAGUGAGUAGGAGUGAGUGGCAGAAUGGAUAAGAAUGUUGAUAAAUGGAAAAACAGAAGGGAGAGAGAGGAAUAUAGGAACUCCUCCUGCCCCAUGCUGGUAAAGCAGAGAGCUCUGAGUUGAGGUUAGAGAGAAGAACUGUGCUUGAGGGGUAGAAAGAGUGACCCGUGGGUAGCUGGCUCUUCAGAUGGGCUUUUAAAAAACUUCUAUAUUAAGAGAAUUAUAUGUAAAUACAGAUCUAUUUUUUAAUGGUGGGGUGGGAGGGGGUGGUAAAGCCUUGGGGGUGAUCCCAACACUAGCAGGUAACUCCAGUGCAGUUGGGGAUCAGAGGAGGCUCUUCCUGGAGAGAAGAGAGGGCAUUCGAGUGGUGGUGAACCUUCAGACAGGGUUUCAUAAGCUGGAACUGAAGAAGGAGCCUCUUCUAUCACUUUUGUCACCAUUGAGCAAGAUGAAAGACAGAGGAAAGAGAUCAUCAGUGCUAUUGACUAGGCACCAACUGUGUGCUGAGUCCUGACCUGGGAAUCACAGAUAGAGGCAAUAGGACCUGAGAAGAACUAGCCACUCUCCUUGCCCUCUGUUUGGUAAGAAAGCAUACACACGUGGAAAAGGCGGAAUAGACAAUGUGCCAAUCCAGGAAAAUCAGUAUAACUAAGACUGAGACCAAGUGCUAAGCGGUGCCCAAUAAUGAGCAUGCAAGUUGGGCAGGGGCAGUGGUCUUGGAAGGCACCUUUGAGCGGAGUUCUACAACAUUUAGGGCUCUGCGAUGGUGGGCAAAGAGGCUAGAGUGAUUACCCUGAGUAGGACGAAUACAUAGAAUUCAGGAGGUGGGAAUGGGAGCGGACCAGCUUGGCAGAGCCAGGUGAGACGGGCUCCCUGAGCAUAGUGGGAAGAAGGCCUUGAAUUUCAGGAUUAAGAAUUUGGAUUCUGCAGAGUUGGUAUAACCAUUGAUGGUUUUUCAACAGCCCAAUAAGCAUUGAUUAAGUUCUUGUUAUGUGCCAGGCACUGGGGUGACAAAAAUGACAAAAAUGACACAGUACCUGCCCUCGUGGGGCUUGUAUUUAGUUGGAGGGAGAUGACAUGCACAGAGAAGUAAAUACAAAUAUAGGGAUAAGGACCAGACCAGUGUUUUCACUAGACAUGGAAACUCCCUGUCCAAUUCCUUUUACCAGUGUAAUAGUUGACACCUUCUCUGCAAUGUAUAAUCUUAUCGAGAUCUCUGAAAAGAGUAAGUGACUUACCUAAAUCCACUUUGCACUGCCUUCCUAGAUUCAGGGCCAGCUCUAGUCAUUAUGCUUAUACUUAAGUAAAGAUGCAGCAAGUGGGGAGGAGGAGGGUGCAGAGAGAAACACAAAACAGCAUGGGGAGUCCUGGAAAGGCAUCCUCUAGGAUGUGGCGCUUGAGCUGAGCCUUGCAGAGAGCUAGGGAGACCACAAUGUAAUGAUGGGGAAGUAGAGCAUUGCAGAAAGCAGGAGGAAGGGAGUGGGGAUGGAGGGGAGGAUCGGCCAGGGCAGUCCAUGCCAAGGCAGAAAGACAAGAGCAGGAUAUUCGUAGGGAACCAACAGCAGGGGAGUGACACUGAAUUAUGAUGGAAGUGUGCUUUAGGAAGAUUUGUAGGGUGAAUUGGAAGGGAGAGAAAAAGGGGGCAGGGACCUCAGGAGGCAAUGAGGAAGCAGUUGCAUUAACCCAUCCAUGAGGGGACUGAAGGAAAUGGCAUUUAAGUUGGACUUUAAAGGUUUAGAGAUUGGAUUCAAGCUUGGGUUAAUCCCCUGGGACUGAUUCCUCUGAGGAGAGAGCACCUGAAUUCAAGUGGUGAACAUGGAAAGGGAGUCAAAUCUCUUGAAGGAGAGGGAUGACCAGGAUGUAGUAAUGGAUGGAAUAAGAGGAAUGUAACAGAGAAAAGAUUCAAAGAUGAUUUAGACUGUGACUAUGGCUUGCUGUCUGUCUGUGCUGCUCUGACCAGGAGCCCUCCCCACCCAACUCAUCUCCCUUUCAUAUCCUCUCAUGCCCUGCCUGCCCUUCCCAUCCUCCUGACCCAGUAAUUAAAAGAGUAGAGACCUGUGGGACCAGAUCAUGAGUGAUAAGGGUGAGGGCAAAGCUCAGAUCAUAAGGUGUGGUGAGAGGAAGGCAAAACCUCUGGGGCCCAUCUUAUUAAAGGAAGUGGAAGAAAACAAGAGCACUCACAGCUUGGUCCUACCUACCCCCAGAAGGGAGUGGGAAAAAUAUAUGACAGUACUGUCUUAGUAAGGGUCAUUUGCUUCACAACUGUGACUUCAUACUCACGCCUGCUCUUUAAUAAACUUACAGCCCCUCUGGGGAGAAGAACCCUA